UUAUUUCCCACUCUUUGUAGUGCUUAAAAACCAACGAGACCCGAACUGGUGUCUAAGUCGUGGUUCCAGGGUAAGACCUAUUAUACUUGUUUUUAGUACCAAUUAAGUAUUCGUUCCGCCGAGUUGAUUUUCUCAUUAGCACACAACAAUCUAAAUAAAGCACAGAUAACCUUCAACCUUGUCCGACGACUACCAGUAAAAGUGGAAAUCAGCCGGUGGGAUUUUGUUACGAGACGGUAUUCCCCUGAAUCAAUUUAAUAAGAACACAACUCUUCACGCUUCGUUUGCUCCUCGACCAGUUUAUAAUUUCACAUUGUGUCUAGUCAUAGCUUCAGAAUGAAGCUGUUUAUCCUUGUACUUUUUGCAUCGACACACUUAAUUCUGGCACAAAAUAGCAAAGACGACGCUAUUAAUAGCAUCUUCGGAGAUGACUACGAAGAAGUCACACCUCCUCCGCUCAAGAGCAUCGGGGCUUUAGCCAAGUGUGGUGAAGGUGCCCAGGAAAACAAAUUCGUGUGUGUGCCCUACUACAACUGCAACCCGGACACCAACACCGUGGAGGUAAACCCAGACUUAGACGGCGCCAACAAGAUCAACAUACGACUCGGAGAUGAAGACGACGAGUCCAAGUGUGACCACUACUUGGAGAUUUGUUGCAAAGUGGGUGACAGUACGGAUGAUGGUACCGACGACCGUGUGGUUGACGGUGGUACCCAAACUAUCCCACCGACGAGACCCACACCCAGACCAACUUCACCACCAGAACCCAGACCCAAACCGCUCCCUCCACAAGAGGACGAUACCCCAACACCCAGUCAGAACACAAGUCGACGCGUAAACUGCGGACUUAGAAACAACCAAGGUCUCGAUUUUAACUUGGUUGGUGGUACCAACGAAGCUAACUUUGGCGAAUUCCCCUGGAUGGUGGCAAUUCUCCGAAAGAACCCCAAAUCUGGAGAAAACAUAGCUGUUUGUGGAGGUUCCUUGAUCGGACCUAAGGUGGUUUUAACUGGGGCACACUGCGUCCACACUGUGAACAUCAACGAUAUCAAGAUUCGAGCCGGGGAAUGGGACACCCAGACCCAGAACGAGCGCAUUCCGCACCAGGAACGUAACAUCGAACGAAAAAUCGUCCACAACCACUUCACCAAAGGGAAUCUGUACAACGACGUCGCCCUCCUAAUCCUGGAUCGUCCCUUAACCAAGACCAGAAGCAUCGGGACGGUGUGUUUACCCCAAGACAACCAACACUUCGAUUCCAGGGAAUGCUUUGCCACAGGCUGGGGCAAAGACAGGUUCGGGCAAGAGGGCCAAUACGCCGUCAUUCUAAAAAAAUUGCAGCUGCCACUAGUCCAGAAUCAACCUUGUCAGGACGCCCUCAGGAAAACCCGUCUCGGGAAUUCCUUCAUUCUUCACCGUUCCUUCACUUGUGCAGGCGGCGAGCCCGGUUUAGACACGUGCACGGGCGAUGGUGGCAGUCCUUUGGUGUGUCCCGACCCUUCCAACCCCAAUCGCUACCUCCAAGUGGGUAUAGUGGCCUGGGGGAUCGGCUGUGGCGAAAAUCAAGUCCCUGGAGUCUACACCGACGUGGCCAACUUCCGAAAUUGGAUCGACCUUAAAUUGCAAGAAACAGGCAUCGGUAUCGAUUCAUACAUCGUAUAAUUACAGCGGUGUUCGUUAUUUAUGUAAAUUAGUCUCGAAUAAAGUCAUUUUUAUCCAA
Zophobas morio is the source of this 1720-nucleotide messenger RNA. RefSeq names its product phenoloxidase-activating factor 2-like. Lineage: Eukaryota; Metazoa; Arthropoda; Insecta; Coleoptera; Tenebrionidae. Gene Ontology annotation, biological process: proteolysis. The record is from RefSeq and is a predicted model, not a curated record. The coding region runs from base 337 to 1662 and encodes 441 amino acids. Gene Ontology annotation, molecular function: serine-type endopeptidase activity. The transcript is spliced from 4 exons.